This is a messenger RNA of Penicillium cataractarum, 1101 nucleotides long. RefSeq lists its product as uncharacterized. The coding region runs from base 1 to 1101 and encodes 366 amino acids. Gene Ontology annotation, molecular function: fatty acyl-CoA hydrolase activity. Gene Ontology annotation, biological process: fatty acid catabolic process; acyl-CoA metabolic process. Gene Ontology annotation, cellular component: peroxisomal matrix. Lineage: Eukaryota; Fungi; Ascomycota; Eurotiomycetes; Eurotiales; Aspergillaceae. The record is from RefSeq and is a predicted model, not a curated record. The transcript is spliced from 4 exons.
AUGCCGAAACGUGUGACGCUCCUAGAUCCCCCGCCACAGGACCAUUCCAAGGCCCCUAUCGAGAAUGUGCUUGACUUGACGCCGGUGGUGGACCUCGGCCCAGAUGUUUUCACGAAUACACGACCGCUAUGGCAUCCUCCUGGCGCCCGCGGCAUCUACGGCGGCGCUGCCAUUGCCCAGUCCCUAUCAGCUGCCAUGCGAACUGUCCCUUCCGAUUUCGCUGUCCACAGCAUGCACUGCUACUUCGUCCUUGCCGGCGACUCCGAGAUACCUAUCCUAUACCACGUGGAACGAGUACGCGACGGGCGAAGCUUCAUAACCCGCACCGUACAGGCGCGUCAGCGUGGACGCCCAAUCUUCACCACGACCCUCAGCUUCAGUAGGGUCGGCAGUGGUGGAGAGAAGACCAUUACACAUGCAGUUCCUAUGCCAGACGUAUCUCUGCCCAAAGAUCCGCUGCCUGGAACCGUGCAGGCUUUGAACAAUGUGGGCGGGGGUCCAUUUGAGUCAAGGAAGGCGGGCAUCGUCAAUCGCAAUUCACCCAAUCCCGAGGACAAGAAGGUGCGAAGAUUUGUUAGGUCACGAGGCCACAUCUCCGAGGAGGGUGGUUUCCAGGCCCAUCUGUCGGCCCUUGCCUACGUCACCGACAGCUACUUCAUCGGUACGGUCUCGCGAGUUCACGAUAUUCCCCGAUUCUCGUCUCCAGCGGAACUCCAGAAACUACUCAAGGCAUUGAAGAACCCCUCCGACCUCGACGAUGAGGAUAUCACCAAAGCAUUGAAGGAACUCAAGGAGGAGGAGGCAGCCGAUUUGCGCCGUAGACUGCAAGGCGCCCUGGACAACGCGACUCAAGGUAAAAAUAAAGCCGAGAAAGAAGUAGGCAUGAUGGUCAGUUUAGACCAUUCUAUCUAUUUCCAUAACCCGCGUGCUUUCCGAGCCGACGAGUGGAUGUUCAUUGAGAUGGAGAGCCCGUGGGCUGGGGAAGGUCGUGGACUGGCUAUUCAAAAGAUCUGGUCACAGGAUGGGACUUUGAUUGCCACCUGUACCCAAGAGGGUGUUAUCCGCUUGAAGCAGGAUAAGCCACCCCUGUCAAAGAUCUAA